AUGCCUUCCACCGCCACCCUCAACUACUUCGGACUCCCUGGCCGGGGUGAGGCUACCCGCGUCGCGCUCGUCUAUGCCGGGAAGGAUUUCGAGGACAACAGAAUGGGGUUUCCUGAAUACGGUGCUUGCAAGUGGGCGGGCAAGGGCCUGCCUGUCUUGGAGAUGAACGGUUUCGAGUACACCCAGUCGACGGCCCUCCUUCGGUAUGCAGGCAAGCUGGGAGGAUUGUACCCGGAGGACGCCCUCGCCGCCCUCAAGGUGGAUGAGAUCGUGAUGAUCGGCGAGGAUAUUAUGGCCAACAUGUUCAAGUGCAUGGGAGAGAAGGGCGACACCGUCGCCAAGGGAGUACUCGACGGAAAGGUGGGUGUGGGUCGUGGUGUGGCGCGAGGUUUAGUGGUGAAGACAUCAGUGCAUCGGUAG
Molecule: messenger RNA, 420 nt
Organism: Ectocarpus siliculosus
Lineage: Eukaryota; Phaeophyceae; Ectocarpales; Ectocarpaceae
Source: the annotation of a GenBank genome assembly